AUGUGACUCACCCUCUUUCCUCGCCGCUUUCAUUCCAUUACUUGCCACAAGAAGAAGAGGAGAAAGAAAGAGUUUGAUAAACACAGAAUGAAGAAACUGAAACACUACUACGGUCAACAACACUCAUCCUCAGCAGAACAACGCAAAUGGGUAUUCCCAGUAAUAGCCACUGCCUCACUCCUCUCUCUCUUCUCACUCCUUCUCUUAGUACCAACACUAACCUCACCCCAAGCAGCACGCAUUCUUCCAUUCUCUCUCUCCACCGCCGCCACCACCACCACUCUCUCUUCCCUCUUCGUCGAAUCCAAACUCCACUCUCUCCCCCUCCCUUCCCAUUCCCCCCACCCUCCCAUCCUCGCCUACCUCAUCUCCGGCUCCGCCGGCCACGCCGCCGCACUCCAACGUACCCUCGCCGCCCUCUACCACCCCCGCAACCGCUACAUCCUCCACCUCGACCUCGAGUCCUCCCUCGAGGAACGACGCAACCUCAAGCGCCACGUGGAUGGCCACGUCACCUUCCGAACAUUCGGGAACGUUAGGAUGGUUAGCAAGGCCAAUCUUGUCACCUACCGUGGCCCCACUAUGGUGGCUAAUACACUUCACGCCGCUGCUAUUGCGUUAACGGAAUUUAACGAUUGGGACUGGUUCAUUAACCUCAGUGCUUCCGAUUACCCCCUCGUUACCCAAGAUGAUCUGCUGCACGCGUUUUCCAAUUUGCCACGCGAUCUUAAUUUUAUUGAUCAUACGAGUGACAUUGGGUGGAAAGAUCAUCAACGUGCGAGGCCAAUAAUUAUUGAUCCUGGGUUGUAUAUGACUAAGAAACAAGACGUGUUUUGGAUUACACAGAGGAGAAGUAGGCCAACGGCCUUCAAACUUUUCACAGGUUCGGCUUGGAUGGCACUAUCAAGAUCUUUCAUUGAUUACUGCAUAUGGGGAUGGGACAACCUACCUCGUACGGUUCUCAUGUACUAUACAAAUUUCAUAUCUUCCCCUGAAGGGUACUUCCACACUGUCAUUUGUAAUGCUCAAGAGUUCAGGAACACAACAGUUAACAGCGAUCUUCACUUCAUUUCCUGGGACAACCCCCCCAAGCAACAUCCCCACUACCUUGGUCUCGCUGACAUGAAAAGAAUGGUUGACAGCAGCGCUCCCUUUGCAAGGAAGUUCCAUGAAAAUGAUCCAGUAUUGGACAAAAUCGAUGCAGAACUAUUAUCGAGAGGUCCUGGGAUGGUUGUUCCCGGUGGCUGGUGCAUAGGAAGCAGAGAGAAUGGUAGUGAUCCUUGUUCUGUAAUUGGUAAUACUACUGUUCUCAGGCCAGGCCCAGGUUCAAAAAGGCUUGAAAAUUUAUUCACCUCAUUGUUAUCAGAUGAAAAUUUUCGACCAAAGCAAUGUGUGUGACAAGAACUAACUGCCACUUUCUUUGUUUUUUUUAUUGGCAAAUUUAGUUAGCACGAUCAGGGAAUUAAUGUGUCUAUUUAGUAGGAAAAAAGAUGGUAAAUAUUGAGAGUGUAACGUCAUAUUCUGUUAUUGAGAAAAAAGGAGGCAAAUUUGGUGGACUGAUAUUGACUGCAGAGCUGAAUCACAUUAUGCAACAGCAAUAUUAUGACAUGAAUGACACAACUGAUUCUGUAGCCACUCGUUAACCACUGAUUCACUGAAUAAUGUUUGGUGCGCGUCACCUCACUUUGGUGUGAGGUAAUUUAAGGUGUGUGGAAAGAAAGAGCUGAAAGUAGACGUGAAA
Molecule: messenger RNA, 1741 nt
Organism: Abrus precatorius (Indian licorice)
Lineage: Eukaryota; Viridiplantae; Streptophyta; Magnoliopsida; Fabales; Fabaceae
Product: beta-glucuronosyltransferase GlcAT14A-like
Exons: 4
Coding region: 88-1398 (436 amino acids)
Cellular component (GO): membrane
Molecular function (GO): glucuronosyltransferase activity
Source: RefSeq, a predicted model, not a curated record